Varanus komodoensis (Komodo dragon) is the source of this 6555-nucleotide messenger RNA. RefSeq names its product zinc finger protein 800 (gene ZNF800). The transcript has 5 exons. NCBI's taxonomy places the organism in Eukaryota, Metazoa, Chordata, Lepidosauria, Squamata, Varanidae. The record is from RefSeq and is a predicted model, not a curated record. The coding region runs from base 1644 to 3701 and encodes 685 amino acids.
CGUUUGUGUUAGUGGUGUUUCGUGCGUUGUUUUGGAAUGUGGCCUCCGGAUUCCGUGGAGGAAUGCAUGACGGGUGUGAAAUGCAGCGAUGGGACGGAAGGUGCCAGGGUGCUCUGCUGAGUUGUCGUGGUGGGUGAGCACAUGGCUUGGAUCAACCACUGUUUUUCUCCGGGGAUGUUUGGCGAAGGGAGCUUAUCGUUUCCGUCGUCUCUCAUUAUGGUUGCCUAUGGUCUGCAAAGCCUCUUGUCACGGGGGCACUCUUCUAAACAGCUCUUUUGUCUUAGGUUAGAGUGACAAUCAGAGAGUCUGGUGGCACUUUUCAGUGCGGUAGAUGUGGAUCUUGGGCCUCCAGUGCUUGAUCCUUAGUUUCCUGUGAAAGGGAGGAUAUAUUAAGUACUUUGGUUUGAGGAACGCUUAGAUCCAGUCCUCAGGUAAGAGAGGGCUGAGUUUGCAAACACAUUCUGCACAAUCAGGUAUACCCAUCUGUCUUCACACUGUUAGGAGGAGAAUGAGUUCCACCACUACAAAGGAGCUCUGGAGACUGAGUCCUGAAGAUGCUGAUUUUAAGUAGUAUCAGUGUGUCUUGUAUAUAAGGAAGAACAUUAAGUUGAAUAUGCAAGAUUUUUCUGGUGAUAUUUGAAGGAAGUUAAGUGAAGGACUGUAGCUCAGUGGUAGUGCAUAUGCUUUGCAUGCAGAAGGUCCCAUGUUCAAUCUCUGGCAUUUCUGAGUAGAGUACUCCUGCCUGAAACCCUGGAGAACCAGUGGCCAUCAGUGUCAACAAGAUUGACAGAGAUACCCCAAUGCUCUGAUUCAGUAUAAAACAGCUUCUUAUCUUCCUAAGGUGUCAUGAGGCUUGAAAAAACUUUUGGUUGUGAUCAUUGCACUUAUUUUUGUAAAAGUCCAGGUCUGUGACUGGAUACAUGGGAGGCAGCAUGUAUGAUUGGUGGUAGCAAUAGGUGUUCUGAGAUGUAGCAUAUUUGGGUGCAAAAAGACAUGGUAGGAUGUGUGUGGGAUUUCCAGUAAAUGGAAGUAGGUGGUUUCAGGGCAAGUUUGUGUUAGAGCAAGGCUAUUAAAACACCAUGAAAAGUCUGAUUAUAUCAGUGACUUAAAUCAAGUUUCCUAUUCUGAAAUAUCUCCUGAACAAGCAUAAAUGCUUAAUGGUUGCUAUACUGAUGAAGAUAUAUCCGGUUGCAACUGACAGAGUCUAGUUUAUACAAGUGAAGGUUUGUGUUACGCUCUUUCAAUCAUGCAGCCCGCAUAAUUUUAUUUUCUUGAAAAUGAGAAACUGGUUUCUGUUUGAAGUCUGCAUUUCUGAGUAGGAGAAUAAGUGAGAAAAGUGAAACUUGACAGUAAUUGUGCACAGAGUAAAUCUAGAACUUUUCAUGAGGAAGAGUUGACAAUUACUGAACAAUAUAGUGUUUAUCCAUGGAAUUGAAAGUGUAUGUCCUUGCUGUUUGAAAUCUUUGGGGUCAUGAAUAGUCAUAAUUCAAGAACAUUGGUAUUGAACAAUAAAAUGAAUAAUAUUCAGGAAUAAAACACUGAUAUCAGGAAUUUAGAAGUUGGAGUUCAAGAACACCUAUAUAGAUUACACAGCAGAGACAAGCUACUGGAUGCAGAAGGAAAGUGGGUCAUUGAUGUAGAAAAUGCCUUUAAGGGACAAGUGUUGUCAGACUGACCACCAUCACCAUGGAUGUUGUGAACCAGUACAUGUACUGGAGCCUGGGGAUCCUCCUUUAUUGCAGCAGCCUCUUCAGACAUCAAAAUCUGGCAUUCAACAAAUUAUUGAAUGUUUUCGAUCAGGAACUAAACAACUUAAACAUAUUUUGUUGAAGGAUGUGGACACCAUUUUUGAGUGUAAACUGUGCCGCAGUCUAUUCAGAGGAUUACCAAACUUAAUUACCCAUAAAAAGUUUUAUUGUCCUCCAAGUCUCCGCAUGGAUGACAAUUCUCAUGAUGUGAAUGAUAAACAAAGUCAAGCCAUAAGUGAUCUUCUAGAAGCUAUGUAUCCAAAAGUGGACAAGCAAGAUUAUAUCAUUCAUCUGGAACCUAUAGAAACGAACCAGAAUGCUGUAUUUCAAUAUGUUUCAAAGGCUGAUAAUUCAGCUGAGAACAUUGAGAUAGAUGUCCCUCCUGAUCAAGCUCCUUCAGAAAUGCCAGAACCCCCCAUAGAACCUUCUAAAACAGUUCCGACUCCAUCAGAACCGGAAGCUGUAGAUAUUCCUGCUGUUGCUGCUAGCAAGGUAGUAACGACUCCAGAAGAAUCUACACCUUCUGAAAAGCCUGAGGUGGAAUCCAAUAAUAAUUCUGAUUCUGGUCAUCAGUUAAUUUGUUGUCUUUGUAAAAAAGAAUUUCAUUCCAGACGCAGUGUACGCCGACAUAUUAGAAAAGUGCACAAAAAAAAGAUGGAAGAAAUAAAGAAAUUCAUUGAAAUUAAAAAAAGGCCAAACCAGACAUCCAGAAGGGGGCGCAACAAGAAUGUUCUUGUAACUUUGGGUAGAAGUUGUCCUGUGUGUUUUAAAUCCUUUGCUACAAAAGCCAAUGUAAGGAGGCAUUUUGAUGAAGUGCAUAGGGGACUGAGGAGGGAUUCCAUAACUCCUGAUAUAGCUACAAAACCAGGAGAGCCAUUGUCCUUGGAUACAGCUUCUGCUAAAAAAUCUCUUAAGACCCGAAAACAAAAGUCAGCAAAGGCUGAGUACAACUUAACUGCUUGCAAAUGCCUCUUGUGCAAGAGGAAAUACAGUUCCCAAGUAAUGCUUAAAAGACAUAUGCAAAUUGUUCACAAGAUAACUCUUUCCACCAAGAAUACUAAAAGAGAGAAAAAACCUAGUAAUACAGUUAACAUGGAUGUGAAAGUUAAAAUUGAACCAACAGAACCUGCUGAAUCCACCCCUCCCAUCAUCAGUUCUCUACAGAAUGAAGUGAAGGGAACAAAUAAUUCAAAUGAAAGAAAGAACACAUCAUCCACCGAGAGGAAAAAUGCACCGUCCACCGAGAGGAAAAAUGCACCAUCCACUGAGAGGAAAGGCACACCAACUGCUAAGAGAAAUAAAAUGAAGCCAUGUCCUGAAAAUUCUAAGUCAAGUAAUCAAUCCCUUACAGGUGGUCUCAAAAAGCCCAGGAAACCAAGACUGUCAGCUGGUUUUGACUUUAAAAAGCUUUAUUGUAAACUCUGCAAACGCCAAUUUACUUCUAAACAAAAUUUAACAAAACACAUUGAGUUGCACACAGACGGAAAUAACAUAUAUGUUAAAUUCUACAGGUGUCCCCUCUGCACUUAUGAAACACGCCGAAAGCGUGAUGUGAUAAGACACAUAACAGUAGUACAUAAAAAGUCUUCACGUUAUCUUGGUAAGAUAACUGCAAGUUUAGAAAUCCGAGCAAUAAAAAAACCCAUUGACUGUGUUCUAAAUAAGGUGGCAAAAAGAGGCCCUCAGAGGGAUGAAAGUAAACAAAAUGGUUCAAAACAGGAUGUCACCUCUAACUCACCAAGCAAAAAGUAUGAAGGAGCUGAUGUUGGCAUUGAAGUGAAAGUCACAAAAAACUUCUCUCUGCACAGAUGCAAUAAAUGUGGGAAAGCAUUUGCCAAAAAGACUUUUCUAGAACAUCAUAAGAAAACUCAUAAAGCAAAUGCAUCACAUUCACCCGAAGAAAACAAUAAAACCAAAGGCAGAAGUACAAGAUCUAAAGCUCUUGUCUGGUGAGGAACCUAGUGCCUUAAAUGUUUGCCUAAAAGUUCCAUUGGUACACCCCAGCUUAAACACACGUUUCUCUGUAGAACUGAUGCUAUAGAGGAGAAAAGAAUAUUGCAUUUAUUCUUUUAUGCCAAUUUUCCCCAUAGCAUGAGACAAGGAUUUUAAUUUCUGAAUUUUUCUUCAUUCAGGACAUUGACCCCAGUACAGUUUGAAAUGUACAGGGUUGGUUCUUCAAGGUUUCAUAUUCACAUCAGGUUAUUUUUGGGAUAAUGUUUAGCAGUAGAUACGAUAGUCCCAAAGGUUUUUUUUUUUUAAUUGACUUUGCACUUCAUUGGUACUGACCAGGCAGAGAAAGCCUUCCUAGGCUGGAGAUGGUCUGUGGGUUCUGUGUUACCUAACUGUGGUUUAGUCUGUUAGCAAACAUUUUUGACAGUUUCACAGAAAUCCUGAUGUAUUUGUGACUAUUACAAAAUUAUGAUACAGUGCUGAACUAUCUAUAGAGUUAACAUUUUUUACAUUCAGAAAUGCUCUUUCCUGUUUAAUACAAGACUCCAAUUCCUUAAAUUCAUAUACUUUGUAUUAUUUGAAUAAUAAAAAAUUGGUCCCUUAUAUCUGGAAUUUUAACUAUGUUUGUUUCUGAAGACACUGUUUAAAAGUAGAGUGUGGUCUGAUAUUCUACAGUACCAUUUUAUACAAUGAAUGGAUAUAUAUGUAGGGGAAUUUUAAAUUAACUUGAAAGUGAAAUAUUUUUGGUCAACCAGCAGUCAAAAAGAGGAUAGUUUUUUACAUUACUGUGCUAUACAAAAAAUGCUUAUUCUGUAACAGAUGUUUAUAAAGAGCAUAUCUGUACUGGUACUUUAGUCCUAAAAUCUCCAUUACUUGAAGGUGGCUUCCCAGAAUUAAAUAACUUGUAGAUUCUGGUUCUCAGAGCGAAAAGAUUUAUACAUGUAGACAAGCAUCCAAAAAAUUGAAGCCACCUUCAGAUAUUGUUGGUGGAAUUUUGGUUUGUGUGUGGGGGAGUGUUUGUUCCUUUUAAAAUCCUAUAUAAUACAGAAAUACAUGAUUGGGUUGGAUCUAGUUAGUGGCCUCGGUUGAUGGAAAGCUCACUGAUCCAUUAGAGUCUUUAGUCUCCAAGUGGAGAGGUAUGUAAUUUUCAGUGAUUCUUUCUCCCAGCUCAGUCCUAACUGUGAGCCCUGUCCGUUCUGACUCUGCUCUGUAGGCUUGGGGUACCCUUUGGAAUAGUGUGGUGAGGGGAGCUGCAGAAGGAGGGGGAUCACUGGAAAUCAUCUUCCUUCUCAUUCCAUGGUUGGAAGCAUCUAAGGAAUCAAAAGGUUUUUGUCAGGGCCUCUUGCUGGAUCCAUCCCAUUGAUAACAAAACCGCAAUCGUAUUACUGGAGAGAGGAAGUUCUUAGGUCUUCAUGGUAAGCUUCAGUGCAGUCUACUAACCCCCAUACACACCUUUUAAGUUGACUAAAGGUUAUAUUGAUAUACAUGUUUCCUAACAUAAAAAUGAUGUGUGCAAAAUUCGAAAAUAGAGCCACUAAUGUCUUGAAUAGUACUAUGAGAAUAAAUAUUUUUAUAAGGUAUUUUCUUACUAAAUGUAUUGACUGUUCAUAAAGCAUAACAUUGUGUCCAAUUUUUUUCCAACAGCAAUUAAGCUGCAUUUAAAUGGCUGUUAGAACUAAUGGCUGUCUUAGUCCACGCAGUUCAGUAGUGUUGGUAAUAGGAGACAAAUAUUUUAAAAAAGGGAAUUUUAAAAAACAAUUUUGGAAGAUAUUUUUAAGGAAAUUGUCAACUGCAGCAUGUGUUUCAUAGAUGUGGCCCCUACUUAAAUCUGAUUUUGCUGAACAGAUUUUAUGUUCAUUGUGAUAUACUACUAAGCAAACACUUGUUGUGUGAUGUACUUUAAAAAUAUAUAUUUUUAUAAAUGAAUGUAUAUGAGCAAUUUCUUAUUAUAAUUUGAAUGAAUUUUAAAUUGAAUUGUAAUAAUUCUAUCAUUUGCUCUAAUUUGAAUUGAUGAUUGACUAAUUUUUUUGAGUAUUAAAUUUUACUGUACUGAACUUGCUGGAAAGAUCCAUAUUAAUUUUGCAUGGUUACCAUAUUGGACAGUCUUUCAUAUGGAAGUUUACAAGUGACCCACAUUCCCCUAUUUUAAUUGUUUUUUAAAAUAAAUUUAUACACAAGCACUUUAAUAGCUCCAGUUUAAUUUUUUUAGUGAAUAUUUUAAAACUACACUAAUACUCAUGUGAAGAUGUUUGUUGUUGUUUUUGUAGACAAUUCAUAUACAACCAUUGCUUUGUAGUUCCUUAACUAUUGUUUAAGGAAAAUAGUACCAGGACAUUCUUAUUUUUGCCCACAAAAUGUUGAAUGACCACUGUAGGUAGCACUUGACUUUCACUGUAAAGUUUAUAAAGGCUUGCUUAAUUCUGUCUAUUUUAUAAUCGAUUCUAUAGCAAAAUAGUAGUAUACCUACCAUUAUGAAUUUUUUUGGCAGGUUUCUGUGCAUUUUUUUAAUUUUUAGAAAAUGUUUAGUGAUUUGUGUCAAAUUGCCACAAUUAAAAAGAUACUGAACCGCUGAAGAAAUGCCGUUUUUAAUAUUGGUCUACUCCCUUGCUUAGGGAAUGCCUUGUGUCCAUAUAUAGUUUUUGUAUAAAAUAUAUCUAAAAUGUUGAUCAUAAAUGAAAAUAUUCUUUUAUGGAUAGACAAGUGUUUGGCCUUUUAGUGCUUUGCACUAAAAAAACUGUGAAUGGAAAAUAGACUGUAACUGUUGCUGGAAAUGUUCUAUGUUGAAUGUACAUGCUUCUUGGAUAAAUGUACUUUAUUUGGAAAUAAAGAAGACUGGAAGUUAUUUCAGGAAAAUGUA